This is a messenger RNA of Vigna radiata var. radiata (mung bean), 2573 nucleotides long. RefSeq names its product calcium homeostasis endoplasmic reticulum protein. Lineage: Eukaryota; Viridiplantae; Streptophyta; Magnoliopsida; Fabales; Fabaceae. Gene Ontology annotation, molecular function: RNA binding. Gene Ontology annotation, cellular component: perinuclear region of cytoplasm. The transcript has 4 exons. The record is from RefSeq and is a predicted model, not a curated record. Gene Ontology annotation, biological process: RNA processing; intracellular calcium ion homeostasis. Bases 185 to 2293 code for a protein of 702 amino acids.
CAAAACGGGCUUUUUGUUUAGUGUCGUCAACUCGGCGAGCACCAGUGUAUAAUCCAGCUUGGCUUCGUCGACGGUGCGGUUUCACCCUUGGGGAUCCCCUUUGCCAAACUCUGCAGCGCCAUUUUCAGCAACUUGCUUGCAGGUGCAUUAGUUAAGACAAUACUUCUAAAGUGCAGUUGAGGUUAUGGAACGUCAGGGUCAUGAUUAUACAGCUGCAUCUGCUAUGGCAUAUGCUCAGCAACAGAGGCAAGCUGCUAAUAUGCAGCAACAACAGCAGCAGCAACAGUUUGGGUUUCAUCCCCAGCAUCAGCAGUUUCCUUCAUCAAUGCACGGUCCUCCUUUUAUACCCCCAGGUCCAGGUCCUGCACACCCCCCUAUGCAACAAUUUCCGUAUCAUCAUGCCUUGCAGCAGCAGCAGCCACUUCCACAAUUACACCCUCAUGCCCCUCCCCCGCCCCAUCUCCUUCUUCAGCAGCAGCACCAAGGACCGCCUGCAUUCCCUUCACAUUAUCCUCCUUCUCUUGUUCCGUCUCCUUUUUACGAUUCUGCCCCACUCCCCGUCGCUCCUCCCUCUGAUCCGGAUCUCCACAAGCGAAUUGACAAGCUUGUUGAGUAUGCAGUGAAAAAUGGCCCCGACUUUGAAGCUAUGAUAUGUGAAAAGCAACGUGACAAUCCUUCAUAUAGUUUCCUCUUUGGCGGGGAAGGCCACGGUUACUACCGUUAUAAGCUUUGGUUGUCAACUCGUCCACCGGGUGGUCCAUUCAACCCGCCUUUCCCGUCAUCUUCCAUGCCCAUGAUCCAUCCCCCUCCAAAUCCAAUGAUGAAUCCGUCUCCUCUAAAUGCUUCUCCAAUGAAUCCUGCAGGAAUUGGGUCUUCACCUUCAAUGCUAGGCCCACCUCCUUUCCAACAGUUCUAUGAUCAACAACACCACCAUCAGCAUCCUCAAUCUUUUGCGCUUCCUGGGCGGCCUGAGUAUGAUCAGUCAUCCAAUUCUUUCAAAGGACCCUCUGGGCCACUUCCAUCUGAUAUCGCAAUGGAGCUCAGUAACGUUCUUAACAAUUUAAAUGGUACAAAAGAAUCCAUCAAAGGUGCAAAACUUUGGUUCAUGCAGAGAUCUCCAUUUGCACCAGCCCUAGCAGAGGCUCUUAGAGACAGGGUCUUUGCAUUGGAUGAAGUCGAGAGACAGUUACACAUAAUAUACCUUGCCAAUGACAUCCUUUUUGACAGCUUAAAUAGGAGAACAAACGGCAAUGACCUUGACAGUGAAGCUCUUGCCUUGAAACCAGUUUUAGGCUCCAUGCUUGCAAGAAUUUAUCAUAACCCACAAAGCAAUGAGGAAUACAGGAAAAGAUUGCAGCAAAUGGUGGAGUUCUGGGCCUCUAAAACGGUAUACGAUCAGGAUACUAUAUCUUCACUUAAGGGUGAGAUGAUUGGUGGGCUGCAGACAAAUCCUUUUCCUGGGGCUUCAAAGGAUUUAUCUUCUGCUUCAGCAGAAUCAGUUGCAGGAGUUUUGCAGACACCUAACCAUGUUGCCCAGCAGUGGCAAGCUGAUAGGUUAGGCUCUGGUUCAAAUAUCUUAGAUCAAGAUCGUACUGAUAAGCAUGCAGCUCCAGCGCAGUCACUAUCUGUACCCCUAGCAGCUCAGCAGUUUCUUCCAAAUCCUGCUCCUCCUAGUGCCUUUCCUGGGUCCAUGGCUAUUCCAUCUUCUGUUCAACCCGCUAACCAAGCACCUGUUGGUGUUCAUUUAUUGCCCCCUCCAUCAUCCAGCACCGGUGAACAAUUGCCACCAUAUCCAUUAUUCCCACCUGGCCUCAUUCCUGGAAUGGUUAGAAAGAUGCAGAUCGGGAGUGGGGUUCCAUAUUCUCCUUUGAGCCCUUUGGAUAUCCCAACCAUCAUACCCCCGUCAACUGUGCCACCGUCUGAAAUUCUUCAAAGAGUGUCAAAAUUCUUUAAGGAAAUUGGAGAGGUAAAUCCUUCUGAGGGUCCUAUGAAUUCUGAUUCAAGAGAUGAAGAUGAUGAAUAUGAUAGAGAAUUUGAGAGGGAGCCAGCAGUACGAAAGGGAGGUGCUUGUAUACCUCCACCUCCAAACUUGCAGGUUGAUCCAGAGACAGGGACCUAUGCUGAUGGGACAGUAGAACGGAAACCUGGAUCCAGUGGCUCGGGCAGGUUAGGGCUGGGGGCCACUGCCAAUCCCAACGAGGUGAGUCAGUAUGAUGAUGUAUAUACAUCUUACAGGAAGCAGAGAAGCACCAAUUACCAUUCAUCAAUGAGUGCUAGAGCUGCAGCAAGAUGAAAGCUUCAAUUACCUUUUCAUCUGAAGUUUUGGAUUCUGUAUGUUAGAGUGGGUCUGUCAGCUUUGUCUUUAUUAACAUUUCGUUAGAAGUCUGUAGUUAAGCUGAGGCUUUUAUUUGUUUUUAUGUUGUGCCAACGAUCCAAUGUGUUUUGUCUUCUGUAUUCAUGGACGUCUGGAUCCAUCAUUCGUUGAACAAAACUGAAUAUCCUAAAAACUUUAACGGCAUUCAUGGUAAAUUGGUUAAAAAUGAAAUAGUAAUCCCGUUGUCUUCUUUGCUAAA